Messenger RNA from Amborella trichopoda, 2170 nucleotides. RefSeq names its product histone acetyltransferase of the GNAT family 1 (gene HAG1). The record is from RefSeq and is a predicted model, not a curated record. Gene Ontology annotation, molecular function: protein binding; histone H3 acetyltransferase activity. Gene Ontology annotation, biological process: chromatin remodeling; positive regulation of transcription by RNA polymerase II. Lineage: Eukaryota; Viridiplantae; Streptophyta; Magnoliopsida; Amborellales; Amborellaceae. Gene Ontology annotation, cellular component: histone acetyltransferase complex.
CGGCGGGAGCAUAGUCCAGAGAGCGCGGACCCGGAGCAUAAUUCAUAGCUUGUUUCCUCCGCUCUACAUUCCCAAGUCAGGAGUCUAGAAAGGGAGACCGAGAGAGAGGGAGAGAGAGGCUCUGCUCAGAACGGGGUGAAAGUUUGGUUUUCUUGAAAAAUGGCCAGUUGGUUUAUUUGAGAGAGAGAGAGAGAGAGCCCUCACGAUGGAUGUGCACUCAGGCCAAUCUGGUGGUGGAGGAGGCGUUCUUUCUCGAUCUAGAGCCACCUCCCAAUCCCCCUCCCCCUCCCACUCGGCCUCCGCCUCCGUCUCCGCAACCUCCGCCCAUCCCCUCACGACUUCCACCACUACACACCCCAAUCCUAACAAACGUAAGCUCCCUUCUUCGCCUCACCACCUCCCUCCUCCUCACCCCCACCCCCCGUCCCACCCACUUUCUCUCUCUAAUGAUGACCUCGACUCCCUCUCUGCUCGCGCAGACUCUGACCCUGUGUCUCUCUCUAACUCGGAGGAUCGAUCGGAAGAGGAGGAGGAGAAUUCAGAGGAAGAGGAGGAGGAGAAUUCAGAGGAAGAAGAGGAGGAGAUGGAAGAUGAUGAAGAGGAUGAUGAUUCCAUGAGGACUUUCACAAAUGCGAGGUUGAGUUCGAAGCCUAAAGGGGAGGUGGGUUCUUCAGGAAUUGAGAAGGUUUCAGAGUUGGGGGUGAAAGAGGAAAGAGAGAAAGAUAGGGGUUCAAACCAGGUGGCGGGGUCAGGUUUGGCUGUGAAGGAUGAUUCUGUGAAGUCAGUUUUCACUGAUAAUAUCCAAACCAGUGGGGCUUACUGUGCAAGAGAGGAUAGCCUCAAAAAAGAGGAGGAUGCAGGUAGACUCAAAUUUGUAUGCUUUGCCAAUGAUGGGGUUGAUGAACAUAUGAUUUGGUUGAUUGGUUUGAAGAAUAUCUUUGCUAGGCAGCUACCAAAUAUGCCCAAGGAGUACAUAGUUCGUCUUGUCAUGGACAGGAGUCACAAGUCUGUGAUGAUUAUCAAGAAUAAUCAGGUUGUUGGUGGUAUAACUUACCGGCCAUAUGUUGGCCAAAAGUUUGGAGAGAUAGCAUUUUGUGCUAUUGCAACGGAUGAGCAAGUCAAAGGCUAUGGCACAAGACUGAUGAAUCACUUAAAGCAACAUGCACGUGAUGUUGAUGGGCUCACACAUUUUCUAACUUAUGCCGAUAAUAAUGCUGUUGGAUAUUUUAUCAAGCAGGGUUUUUCCAAGGAGAUUGAGUUGGAGAGAGAACGAUGGCAAGGGUACAUUAAAGAUUAUGACGGAGGAAUACUCAUGGAAUGCAAAAUUGAUCCAAAGCUUCCAUACACCGAUUUAUCAGCUAUGAUUCGUCAGCAAAGGCAGGCAAUUGAUGAGAAAAUCAGGGAACUCUCAAACUGCCAUAUUAUCUAUCCUGGAAUUGAUUUUCAGAAGAAAGAAGCUGGUAUCUCAAGAAAAAAAGUGGAGGACAUUCCUGGCUUGAGAGAGGCGGGUUGGACACCGGACCAAUGGGGCCAUACUCGGUUUCGGGCGUUUUCCCCAGCUGAGAUUCCAAACCAUCGCCAACAACUUAAUUCCUUCAUGCGCUCACUUCACAAGGUUUUGAGCGAACAUGCGGAUGCUUGGCCGUUCAAGGAACCAGUUGAUGCGCGCGAUGUGCCUGAUUAUUAUGACGUCAUUAAGGAUCCUAUGGAUCUAAGAACAAUGUCAAAGAGGCUGGAGUCUGAGCAGUACUAUGUGACAUUCGAAAUGUUUGUAGCAGAUGUUAAGAGAAUGUUUGCAAAUGCUCGCACUUACAAUUCUCCUGAUACCAUCUACUAUAAAUUAGCAAACAGGCUAGAGAGCUUUUUCUCUAAUAAAGUGCAAGCAUGGCUACAAGCUUCCACUAAGGGACAACAGUAACGUAUAAAAAACCAAGAUGGGAACUGAACCUACGUUGUGCUCUUAAUCCUCACACCCUAAGUACUAACAAAAUUCAUUGCUCUCACAUUGCAUCUUUUUGUUACUGUUGUGGUAUUCAUGGUGAUUCCAAUGGUUAUGCGGACAAGCAAUUCUUGCUUAAUUUCAAAUUUGAAUUCUAGGGCUGCCUUAAAUGGUUCCCCUCUUUCCCUGUUUAGUAAGCUUAAUUGGAUCUUCGUGCAUAUGACCUGUUCU